This is a messenger RNA of Hevea brasiliensis (rubber tree), 1832 nucleotides long. Its product is annotated as actin-related protein 4. Gene Ontology annotation, molecular function: chromatin binding. The transcript is spliced from 20 exons. Bases 148 to 1473 code for a protein of 441 amino acids. NCBI's taxonomy places the organism in Eukaryota, Viridiplantae, Streptophyta, Magnoliopsida, Malpighiales, Euphorbiaceae. Gene Ontology annotation, biological process: regulation of transcription by RNA polymerase II. The record is from RefSeq and is a predicted model, not a curated record. Gene Ontology annotation, cellular component: SWI/SNF complex; NuA4 histone acetyltransferase complex.
AUGGGCCUCAAAAACCCGACCCAAAGUCCAAACUCCCGUACCUUGCAGUCACUGUGCUCAAUCCCGCCAGUCCGAGACAUCGUCUUCUAAAACCCUAACAACAGCUUUUGAUUUCUGGAGAAACCUCUCUGAAAAAAAGGUGCAAUCAUGUACGGAGGUGAUGAAGUGUCAGCUAUAGUGAUUGACCUGGGCUCCCACACUUGCAAAGCUGGUUACGCUGGCGAGGAUGCACCUAAGGCCGUCUUUCCUUCGGUUGUUGGAUCAAUUGAUCAAAUGGAUAUUGAUGACACUGCUAAUAAUGAGAAGAGCUCUUCCGUAGAUUCUAAGAACAAUAUCAAAGAUUCUGAAAAAGGCAAGGGCAAACGCAAAUUAUAUGUAGGAUCUCAAGCUGUAGGAUUUCGUCGGGACUAUAUGGAGGUUCUGUCACCCAUAAAAGAUGGAGUUGUUGUUGACUGGGAUAUUGUGGAUAGCAUUUGGGACCAUGCUUUAAGGGAAUGUCUAUUGGUUGAUCCUAAGGAGCAUCCAAUGCUGCUUGCAGAACCUUCAUCCAACGCUCAACAGCAGAGAGAAAGGACAGCGGAGCUUAUGUUUGAAAAGUACAAUGUUCCAGCAUUAUUUUUGGCCAAGAAUGCUGUUCUCACAUCUUUUGCGUCAGGACGUCCAACCUCUCUAGUUGUUGACAGUGGUGGAGGAUCAACUACAGUUGCUCCUGUGCAUGAUGGUUAUGUUCUUCAAAAGGCAGUGGUUUCUUCUCCUGUAGGAGGAGAGUUUCUUACUGAUUGCUUGAUGAAAAGCUUAAAGAGCAAAGGUAUCACAAUAAAACCCAGGCACUCCUUUAAGAGAAAGGAAAUCAGGCCAGGCGAGUUUCAGAUUGUGGAUCUUGAUAUUCCAAAUACAAGUGAAAGCUACAGACUUUACUCUCAGAGGGUCAUUGCAAGUGAUAUCAAGGACUGUGUGUGUCGAGCCCCGGACACAACUUAUGAUGAAAGUGCAUACUCAAAUAUUCCAAUGACUCCGUAUGAGCUCCCUGAUGGCCAGACAAUUGAAAUAGGAGCUGAUAGAUUCAAGAUUCCAGAUGUUCUAUUCAAUCCGUCCUUGGCUCAGACAAUUCCUGGUAUGGAGAGUUUUGCAGAGAUUGCUCCUAAUGUUCGUGGUUUGCCACAAAUGGUGAUAGAGAGCAUUAAUAGAUGUGAUGUGGAUAUUCGAAGGGAACUUUUUAGCAGUAUACUGCUUGCUGGUGGCACAGCAUCAAUGCAACAGUUGAAGGAACGUCUUGAGAAAGACUUGCUUGAGGAGUCUCCUCAAGCUGCUAGAGUUAAAGUGCUGGCCAGUGGAAAUGCAACAGAAAGGAGAUUCAGUGUAUGGAUAGGCGGGAGUAUAUUGGCAUCUCUUGGUUCGUUCCAGCAGAUGUGGUUCUCCAAGUCCGAGUAUGAAGAGCAUGGGGCUUCUUAUGUACAAAGAAAAUGCCCUUGAUACCUUAUUAUGAAGGCACAGAACAUGAGGUUGUACGGUGGAUAAAUUAUGGUCGGGGAAGCUGUCAAAAGAUAUCACCUUUCAUGAACUCCCAUUUUAGCAUCUUAGGUAUGAAAGUAAUAUGUGCCAUGACACCAACCUUUUGGGGCUCAUAUUCACGUUGCUUCUAAUCUGAACUUCUGGCAUGGAACCCAUCAAAAAGCAUCAACUUUACAAUCUGUUAUUGCUUGCUAACUUGAAUUACCUGCUAUCUUGUUCCGUAAUCAAAUGUUUGUCCCUGUAUCUUAGGUUGAUACCCAUUUAAAAUGUAUGAACUGCUGGACAUUUUCAGGAAUAUAUUGUUGGAAUCAUUGACAUCA